AUGCGGCAGAUCGGCGGCGCCUGCGCCGAGGCGAUUCUUUCCUACCUCGCGGAGUGCCGCCGUGGGGGGGAUUUUUAUCGCUGGGAGGGCGAAAACGCGGCGAGGAAAACCCCCCAACCCGCGGAGGAGUGGCAACAACGCCGGAUGCUGCUGCUCUACGCCUACGUGAACGACUGCAGCAACAUCGAAGGGAAUCUCGAUACGAUCGAGAUGAAGUUCUACGCGUGCUGGGAGUACGACCUGGAUGAAAUGGCGGGGCGGAGUGGCGAUGGGGCCGCCGGGAUGCCCUUUUUGAAGGUGCAGGACGCCCUCUCCGAUUGUGCGUUUCACUUUCUGGAUGAGAUCACCGCGCAGGUGGAGCGGGUGGUGGGGGCGCAGUGGGCCCUCGCCUUUCGCGAGGGCGCGUGGUACGACGAGGCGCGGAAUCCCAUCCAGGUGAUCACCUGCACGAUCGCCGAUUACAUCCGCGAGGAAUUCCUCGGGAUGCUCCCGCCGCAGUGGAUUCGUCGGAUCACGCGGCAGAUGUUCGUUCGCUUCGUGGAGCGGUACCUCGCGGCGUGCAUGGAGCUCCUUGGGGAUGUCCUCCGCAAACCGAAGAAGAAGAUCGUCAAGGAUUGGCGCGCCUUUCGCACCUGCCUCGUGCGCGAUGCGGAGCUCGCGAUGGGGAUGUGGGAGCGAUGCAACGUCGAUCGGCAGCUCGUCGAGCUCGCCAGGAAGGCGCUCGAGCUGCUCAAAAAUCUUCUUUCGGUCAAGAAGCUCACCGAUUUCCGGUUUUUCCUGCAAGAGCAGCUGCUGGAUGACUUUGGGGAUUGCCCGACCUUCGUGAUUCGCUUCACCCUGCAAGCGCGCCCGGAUGAGAUCGACGCGGAGACGAUGAAGCGGAUGCUCGCCACCUGGAGGGAGCUCAUCGCGCACCAGAAGCGGGAUCCCAAGAUCGACCUCCCGACCGCCGGGUGGAGCCAAUCCACGAGCUUUUACGGCUCCAUCGACCGCAGCAUCGCGGAACUCGGGAAGGCGACAGGGCUUUUUGGCAAAAGCGCGAAGAAGAAGCGUCAGGAGCAGCGGAUGCUGAAGGAGGAGGCGGAAAAAAAGGCCUCUCGGGAGGCCUAUAAGGCGCAAAGUUCACCCAGCACGACGGAAUCGUCGAAGAGCAGGACACCGAAGCUGAACUUGAUGCGGGAUGCGAAGAUCGUGCAGGUGGCUGCGCUUUCGGAUAUUUUGAAAUAA
Molecule: messenger RNA, 1227 nt
Organism: Phytomonas sp. EM1
Lineage: Eukaryota; Euglenozoa; Kinetoplastea; Trypanosomatida; Trypanosomatidae
Source: the annotation of a GenBank genome assembly